Auanema sp. JU1783 is the source of this 482-nucleotide messenger RNA. The record is from the annotation of a GenBank genome assembly. NCBI's taxonomy places the organism in Eukaryota, Metazoa, Nematoda, Chromadorea, Rhabditida, Rhabditidae.
AUGUUAUCACUCCGACUUAUUCGUAGUUUUUCAACUACGAUCCGCUAUAGCUCGUCGGCUUCUUCAUCGUCAAACUUGAAGGAGGCUAAUGCUAGCACCUUGAAUACACCUCUGAUUAAAGGCUAUGAGAAACCUGAAACUUAUCAUAUUGAUGGCAAAUCAUUUGAAACGGAUGAUUUAUGGAAUCUUUCGCCCGCUGUUCAAAAAUUAAUGGCCAGAAGAUUACUUGAGGAGUCAUCCAAUCCUCUUUCGCUACUGAAACAGCGGCUAAUUAACUAUUUCCAUCAAACUUAUAGAAAACCCGGGAAUCGUUCUCCUCUGUUCACAAUCUGUGAUAAGGAGCCACGCGUUGUAACCACAUAUGAAAAUUUCGACUCACUUCUCACUCCAUUAGAUCAUGUCUCAAGACGUCCUUCUGAUACUUAUUAUGUGAACUCCACAAAUUGCCUACGCGCCCACACUUCUGCUCAUCAGCACAGCUU